Aricia agestis (brown argus) is the source of this 605-nucleotide messenger RNA. Its product is annotated as larval cuticle protein 1-like. The record is from RefSeq and is a predicted model, not a curated record. The transcript has 3 exons. Gene Ontology annotation, cellular component: chitin-based extracellular matrix. Bases 35 to 391 code for a protein of 118 amino acids. Gene Ontology annotation, molecular function: structural constituent of chitin-based larval cuticle. NCBI's taxonomy places the organism in Eukaryota, Metazoa, Arthropoda, Insecta, Lepidoptera, Lycaenidae.
CAUUUGUUAGCAACGGAACCGAACCCUACCAACCAUGAAAGUGAUCGUAGUCGCCCUCGCCCUCGUGGCCCUCGCAGCCGCCGGCCCCGUGCCCGACGCCGUCCCUGAGCCCAUCAAGAUCCUGCGCUCCGAGUUCGACGUCCACCCCGAGGGUGGAUACAACUACGCUUUCGAGACGGAGAACGGUAUCCGUCGCGACGAGACCGGCGAGGUGAAGGAGGUGCUGGACGAGGAGAACAAGCCCCACAGCGUGGUGAUAAUGCGCGGCAGCUACUCCUACACCAACGACCUGGGCGAACCCGAGACCAUCAGCUACUGGGCCGACGAGACCGGCUUCCACGCCGAGGGCAACUCCAUCCCCAAGGCCCCCGAGGCCGUCGCCCGACAAUAGACCCUGGCAGACCCUUUCGACCGACGCAUUGAAAGUGCAUUUAAUGAGCUGGUCGAAACGUCGAGUUAAGAUCGAGAAUGGGAAUAGCCAUUUUGAGUAUGGAGGCGAGAUUUGAUAACUCUCGUCGCUAGAUACUCACUGCCAUAUUUUUGUACAUUUUUAUUGUUUUUUUCGUUAAAAAUAUUCGUUUUACGAAUAAACACCAUCGAUUUUA